Molecule: messenger RNA, 20287 nt
Organism: Xyrichtys novacula (pearly razorfish)
Lineage: Eukaryota; Metazoa; Chordata; Actinopteri; Labriformes; Labridae
Source: the annotation of a GenBank genome assembly
CACUUUGCUCUCUCGCUCACCACCUGAUUGUCAACAGAGUAGCAAUGUCUGCCGUUAGCAGGGAAGAAAAGCUUUCAAAGAUGGAGAACGACGAGAAAACUUCCUCUGUAUCGAGCAGGUAAAUAAUUUAAUGGUAAAGUAAGACCACUGCAGUUUCGACUUCUUUUUUUGGCGUUUUCUUUUUAAGAUUUUUAUAGGCAACAGUGCGAAGCAUCAUUACGGAGCUGUCACAGUGUGUGCCUUCAUGGUACAGCCACCGUACCUUAUAGGAAAGUAGCAUGUCGCUGUCAUGGCAGCGAGGAAGUCCUCGUGUAAUAAGCAGCUUAUUACAGCUCUUUUACAAACUGGACCACUUCUAUCACUCUUUUCAUGGUUGUUACACUUUUCAUACGCUUCCUCCACUACAAGUUAAUCUAUCCAACCAAAGUAAACGAUGGAUAUUAGUAUCAACGAAAUCAAACAAAACUCUACUUUAAAUGUGUAAAAAUAGCGUAUAAUUGCUAAUAAUGUAGAGAAACCUAUGUAAAGCAUAAGCAAGAAGCGUGGCACGACGUUUUCAGCUUGGUACAAGUGAGUCAUGCGAAAGUGCAGCUCUCUGCCCUCCUCUCAGGGGGAAACACAAAGCUUCAGAGCAGCCUGACGCUCAGUGUAGGUGACUAACACUUCAUCUGAAUACACACACAGAGACGUCAUUUGUUUAAUUGACCCACUUAUAUAGCUCUUUGUAGCCACCCACAGUGAAAAAACCACGCUGUGUUUCUAAACCUUACUGAGCCACUAGAGGGUGUCACUGCACUGCUCUGCUCUCUGAGGGUUUGGUCCCAUAUGGCACAUCCACAGAAACACCCACUUUGUAAGGAUGCAAGAUGUUGUAUUUCUUGGACAUAUCCAAUAUGCCAUUUUUUACUCAUUUUGGCCAAUAUUGGUAUCAGUAAUGAUACACUUUUUUUUUUUAUUUCAGUUUGAAAAGCACGAAGUCUCACCUGUACCAGAAUUAGCACAUUACUCUUAUUGAUCUAGACCAGUGGUUCUCAAGUCCAGUCCUCGAGGCCCACUGUCCUGUAUGUUUUGGAUGUUUCCCUGCUCCAGCACACCUGAUUCAAAUAAUCAGUUCGUUAUUAAGCCAUUACAGAGCUUGAUAACGAGCUGAUCAUUUGAAUCAGGUGUGUUGGAGCAGGGUAACAUCUAAAACAUGCGGGACAGUGGGCCUCAAGGACUGGACUUGGGAACCACUGAUCUAGACUGUUUGUUUUAGAAAUUGACAUAAAACAAGAUCAUUUGUUCUACUGUUGAGGAUAGAUAUUAGGGCCGGACCGAUAUGGAUUUUUUGGGACCGAUGCCGAUACUGAUUAUUAGGGGGGAGAAAUACGAUAACCAAUUAAUCUGACGAUUUUUUAAAUUUUUUUGAAGUUAUAAAUAGAUAUAGUAUUCUAUAUACUGUAGAUAUAUUAUCCCAUCCCUAUUUCAAAAUAUGUCAAUACAGCUAUACGUUGAAAUUCUUACGUGAAGUUAGUAUCUUUUAUAUAUAAAGUAUUCCUCCAAAAUAGUUGGUUUAACAGGAAAAAAGCCUCAAAGACAUGGAUACAGCAGCAUGAAACAAAAUAAAUAAUGAUGAAUUUAUUGAAAGCCACAUGUAAACAAACAUCUUCUAGAAUUACAUUUUCAUUAUUUAAUAUUGGCGGUUUUGAAUCAAGUUUCUUUUCACAACUUUUGACAAGACAGUGAUUAAAAUUGGAGAAUAACAGUUCAUUUUACAGAUGUUUGAGUAACAUACUAAUUCAGUGCUUCUGUCUUUUUAUUUUUCAGUCUUUUAGACAGUAGCUGUCUUUGUAAGAUCUCCGCUCCUGACUGUAGAAUUAUUUUAAAUAAAUGCAACUCUAGUUUCAAUCAGUCCAUCAUGGUUUAAUUAUUGGGCAAAGUUGACAGUGAUUUAUUAAACAGCCCUGUAUGCUGCUCUUUUUUUGUCCACUCCCUGUCUAUAUAUUUACUUACAUAAGCAUGUCCUAGUUUCUAAGCAGUUCAGAACAGGCUUUUGGAAUUUGAAUCAUGUUGACACAUUUUAUACCUUUAUGACUCCCGCCAGGCUCCAGCAAUCACUUUCCUUUAACGAUCAAAGUCUGAAGCCUUAAAUGGGGCACGAGAGCAUAGACACAAAUGCACAAGUUUUUAUUGUUGAACUCAUAUUUGAACUUUUUUUUUCUUUUUUUGAUUUAUAGUAUACGUGCAUUUAACUUGAGCCCAGGGCUGUAACCCUGCUGUGCACCCCUGUAACCAUAGAGAGAGAUCUCUGAAUGUUUGGCAUAGCAACCAGUUCAGGUUUUUUUUUUCCUGCCAUGGCUUUCUUGUUGAGCAGCUGUCUUCUUUAAAGUAACAGCCACAGUCCCAGAACUACAUUGUAGAUAAGAGGAAAAACACUAAAUCCCCCGUGUCUCUCCCCUGUGGUUUUAAUGAGGAAGUCAACAGAAAUGAGGGCUUGUCAAAUCCACGAUCUAAAUAUUUGAGAAACACUUCCAAUAUUGGUCUAAGUCAUAUCCGGAGCUCCUGUGAGCAGCGUGGCUCUUAAACUGCGCUGAUCUGGAGAGCAAUUAGUCUGCCUGCAACCUAUGAUCUCUGAGAAUAAUGAUUUGUUUGUGUGUACAAGUGGUGGCUAGGGAGGACUGUGUCUGUGUGUUUUUGCAUGUGUGUGUGUGUGUGUAUCGCCUUGGGCUGCUCCUUAGACUGUCAGCUGACAGAGCAGUGGAGGUAGUGUUGGGUUUCAUCAUGCUGUUUAUUCCCACUGCACUCAGCCAGUGAAGUUGGGGAGGAGAUUUUUGUGUGUUUGUGUGUGUGUUUGCUGUCAUGCUGACGUCUCCAGACUCUAGUGUAAGGCAGUCAGAGACAUGGCGAAUCCCUGCAGGGGGAAAAAAAAAACACUUGCUGCCUCUCCUUUGCUGUUCCCCACUGUCCUCUUCUUUCUUUCUUUCCCCCCUCUCUUCUCCCUCUUCCUCCCUGACACAGCCUUAAGCGUUUCUUGUUGUGUAUCGGUUCCCUCACAUCAACAUCAGAGGAGAGCGGUAGCUAUUUGUUCUAUUCGCACUCCUGUUUUUGUUUCUUGUUUCCUGGUGUUCUCUGUCGCUCUCUCCCGGUCCCUCUUUCUCCUCCAGCCUCAUAUUGCAGUGCUGACUGUCAAAAACAGAUGACCCAAGCUUGGCAUGUAUGCGUGUGCUCUACGAGUGGGAAGGUCUGGCUCUAACCUGCUGCUAUUAAUAUCACCUAAUGAACAUAAUCUAGAGGGUAGGUUAUCCUCUUACAUUUGUUGGCCGGACGGCUGAGGGGCGGAGUGGAAAGCGAGGGAAAGAGGAGGGAAAAGCUGUGCUGGAGUUUUCACACUGAGUUCGCUCUCUCCAACAAGCUGCAGUGCCUUCUCUCUCUCUCUCUUUCUCUCUCUCUCUCUCUUUUGCUCCCUGAAUGGAAGAAUAGAAAGCUAAACAGCUGUGUAAAGUUUCAUUUCUCAAAGCCAAGUCCCCUUUUUGCCCAAACAUCUACCUGUCCCUCUCUCUCUCUCUAUCUCUCUCUGAAUGUGUAGUAGCAGAGGACGGUGCUGCAAAGUGCUUUAUGGUGCUUGAGUGUAUAAAUACCCUCAGUAAUCCUGUUUACAGUAAUAUAGAACUUAAAACACAACUUGCGGAGUACACACACAGUGGAAACCUCCCUUACAUUCUUCUCCAGUUAUGAACUCUCUACCGGCUUACUCUGGAGCUAGAAUAUCUGGCUGUUGGACUCUAAGAUCUGAUGGCAGGUAAGUUCAUUACAUUCAUUAACUUUCUUUUUUUUUUUGCGUUUCAUAGUUAACUAACAAUUUAAUUACUAGUAAUAAAGUUGUGUGAGUGUUUGUCUUACAAACCUGGAUAAACAGGAGCAACAACUCCGGCCUGGGGUGUGUAGCUGUAGCUUUCAGGUUUAUGUUGACACCCGGAGAAAGUAUGUAUACGCUUCGUCUAAGUGACACAAAUUGUCGUGAAGACGUUGUUUGCUGAUUUUAAUGUUGUGUUAAAGACCAGAUUACACAGUUUCAAGUUCAAGAGUGUUGCGAAUUUGUUAAAAGUUUUAAUUUCGUUGUGUCAGAUUUUAACCAACAGUAUUUUGUUCAACCUAGGGUUAGGGUUAGGGUCUUUAUUUUGAUGAUGAGAAAUGUUUGUUUUGAACCUCCUUUUAUCAUUCGUAAUAUCUUGACUUGGGUGUUUUUCCAGUACGAAACUUAAGGGUUUACAGUUCCCUUUUACAAGUUGAUACCUGUUGAUGUUUUUAGUGAAGACACACUAAUCGCUGACUUUAUUUGCAUAUAAAAGUUAGACAAGCCUGUAUAUAUUUGUGUAAUAUUUAAUGUUUAAUGUUCGUGCAUAGAGAGCAAAGUCUAGCAGUCAUUUUCCUUGUAUGUAAACACAUCCUUGGCGAAUAAAGUGGAUUCGGAUUCGGAUUAAGCGAGUUCUGAGUGUCACACUUUGUUGUUGUUGUUGUUGUUUUGGGACACUUAUUUAUUUCAUUGCCGUUUGUUUUUAAGGUUUCAAACUCAAAACUGUCGUGAAUGUUGUAAAAUUUUAAUUUAGGUGUGUCAGAUUGUAACCAACAGUAUUUUGUUCAACCUAGGGUUAGGGUCUUUAUUUUGAUGAUGAGAAAUGUUUAUAUACAUAUUUUGAACCUUCUUUUACCAUUUGUAAUAUCUUGACUUGGGUGGUUUUCCAGUACGAAAUACCCCUUUGAUAAAGGUUGAUGUUUUUAGUGAAGACAUACUAAUCGCUGACUUUAUUUGCAUAUAAAAGUUAGAUAAGCUUGUGUAUAUUUGUGUAAUAUUUCAUUUUUUAUGAUCGCACAUUGCGAGCAAAGUCUAGCAGUCAUUUUCUUUACACGUAAACACAACCUUUAGCUAAUGAAAUCGGAUUCUGAUUUAGCUAGUUCUGAGUGUCACACUUUGUUGUUGUUGUGUUACACUUAUUUUCUUACAGUUUGUUUUUAAGGGUUUUUAUUGGUUUUAUUGGCUUUAAUAGUUUCUUAACUGCAUUUAAGUAGUGGGCUCUUGUAAGUUUUUAAAGAUACAACUUUGUUGAUUUCAGCUCUGUGACCCAGCCCUAAGUUACAACCGUCCACUGUCGACUUUCAAAUCACAGCCAUAAUUCAUUGUGAAGUUCACCCGCAAUCUUGUCUCAGGUACCCUUCACUGGACCUAACAGCCCAUCCCUCCAUUGUAUUCAUAGAUGACUCUGUAAAGAGAAGUGCGCCUGUAAACUCUCUAAACAAGGGAAUGAUUCAGCACAGUCAACCAGGCUAAUCUUUUAUAGCACCCUGGUUUAGUUUUAACUGAUAACCCAGCUCAAGUGCGCUCGGCCCCAUGCAUGUUUCUCUGAGUUUUUCAGCACGCUCUCUUGCUCCAUCUAAACCCCGAUGACCCUGCUCGGAUAAGAUAAAUCUUUGCUCUCUCUUGUUUGCCUCACCUCUGUCCUCUUGUCACUGCACCUACGGAGGUGCACGGCCUAUAUAUAAAGAAGUACAGGGCAAGAAUUGGCUGACUAACAGAAAACGACAGAGGCUUCUAGGAGGACUACCACAAGGUCUACUAAAGUUAUGGCAUCAGGCUUUUUACAGACUUCACUGGGUGAAGUGUGGAUGUCUCGGAUUCUGCAGUAAGUUGUUUCUAGCAACCGUUACUCAGGCACACUUGUCACUGUGAGAAACUUGGCAGUGUUUGUUUAACUCAUGCUUCAUGAUGAAAGUUCUAGGUUAGGGUUAGGGUAAGGGUUUUUUUCUGUCCAAGUAUUUUCUUUCUACAGACUUACAUAUUUUUUAAAAAAAUUAGACAUCACAGAAACUACGUUUUUUGAAGACUGAAGCUUUCCGAGGGUUUCAGACUCGGUUUAAAUUCAGGAUGGAUCACUCAGCAGUGGGUUAGACCAGUAUUUGUACCAUUGUUUAUUGUUCCGAAUCCUAAGUAGCCACAACCAUUGACUGAUUGCUGGUUCUUAUUUCUCCUUUCUCCUUGUAAUGUCAUGAAAUAAAACAGUUUUGAAAGUGAAAAUAUGAGACACAAGUGGAGGCUGCGAUCCUGAAACAUGAUUUAUCAGAGGUUGGAGUGUUUAUGGUUUUGUCUGUGUUGCAACAGACUUCAGGUGUGUAACUUGUGACACUAGAUAAUAGACAUGCAUCGGAUUUUUAUCUUUUAAAGAAAGUGUAAAAAACUGUUGUAAUAGGGCCUGACCGAUAUGGAUUUUUUUGGGGCCUAUGCCAAUACCGAUUAUUAGGGGGGAAAAAAUCCAGUUACUGAUUAAUCUGCCGAUUUUUAAAAAAAAUUUAUGAAGUUAUAAAAAAUACAUAUAUAAUGUAGAUAUCUACAGUCUAUAUGUACAGUAUACUAUAUAUUGUAGAUAUACUGUGGGCACCGAUCGGUGCCUUCACGUCUUCACUCACUUUACUCAUUUCCGGUCCGGUCUCACCUGGAGACAUGCAGCUGCCUCAGUAAGAGAAGUAGCUUAAUCACGUAAUGUGUACUGUUGUUUAUUCUACCGUUACUGGCACGGCUAACAGUGUAGCAAGGCUAAUAGCAGAUGGCUAACUCUAACUUUAGCUUGCAUAUUACAUGGUGCUUCACUGUUAACUCGGCGUGACCAAGACCAGCACAGCGGGGAACAUCGUGAAGUGGGUUGAACUGAAACUUGUUGACUUAUUGUGUACUUCACAAACUGGUUUAUUUAGCGUUGAGGCGGACCACUCUCCUCCGUGUGUCCCUGAGCUGCCUGCUUAAGAUCCGUCACUCUGCUGUGCUGUGAGGUAGUUAGUGAAUAAGAUUGUCAUGAGGUCGCUGCGCCAUCUACAGGAUAAGUUGAGGGAACUUUUCAAAUGGUGGAACAUUUUCGAAGUGAAGCCGGAUCCUAUUCUCUGCAUUUUAUUUUGGCGACAAUUGACAAGCUUUGGCCGAUUACCAGUUAGUCUCAAACUGGCUAAAAUUGGCCAAUUAAUUCAGCUCGCUGUUAAAUCGAUCUGGCCCUUGUAUCAUUAUUAUUUUAUGAAGUGUUAAAGAAAGGUUGUAUCUAAUGCCCACCUCUGAAGGUAGCCCCCCAGUUGGGCCUCCCCUGGCUAAAAAACUCUAGACAUGCCCCUGCAUCAGUGGCCUCAGUAUUGUAUCCUCAGUAUUGUUGUUGUUUUGCGCAGUAAAUGAUAUGAUAGAUGAGCACAAUAAGUUUGAAUAGUUCAUGCAAACUAACUCCGGAGCUGCUUUGAAUAAGCUCCUGGUCAUUUGUUUGCCGUUUGGCUAUCUUGUCGUCUGUAACAAUUACAUCAUCAUUACAGGGAUGGUAAUGAUUGGUAACAACCGUAGAGUAAUGUGUACUCAGGAGUGGGUUACAUAAUCCAGCUGUGGUCAUUGGGAUGUUUUUCUCAUCCAGUUAACAUGCUGUGUUAUGACCUUUUGUACCUUCAGGAGUCGUUCUUUACAAGGUAUGCCAAAGUUGAUGUGCUGAAGAUGAAAAAAUAAACAUUAACCCACAAUAACAUGUAAAACCUACGCCAAGCUUUGUUUACUGGCAGCUUUUCUAUCAUCGCUGCAGACAACAGCUGAUUUUUGGUUCUGAAAACAAAACUCCUGCUAAGGUUGCUAAAAGUAACAUCAUAAAAAAGUAUUAUAAGUCCGAAAUAGUCCCUUAAUUGUAACCUUUAAAGCACAUUUUGUUGUCUGCUCUGUUGUUUCCUCACAGUGGAGGUGGUGAGGGAUCACUGGACCGCCUCCUUCCCUCAGUAAGCACAGGCCUCUCACCCAGGAAAAGGACCACCAGCCAGUGUAAGUCUGAGCCGCCUCUCCUACGCACAUCCAAACGAACCAUCUACACCGCUGGCCGCCCACCAUGGUACAACGAACACGGCACGCAGUCCAAGGAGGCCUUUGUCAUCGGUAAGAUACUGAGACUGAUGCUCGCCAAGAUGUUGUUCUCUUUCUUUCUUUCUGGAUUGUUCUUUAGUUUUCUAUAAAAAUACAAUCUCAUCAACCAAAUACAUGAUCCAAAUACACCAGAAAAACUACUUAUCACUUAUAUCCGUCUGUGUUUGUUUGGGUGUCCACAUAACACCUUUAAAAUGUGAGUGUAUCAGAUUCCUGUGUGAGUAAGCUUCUGUCCUAAAUUGACCCACAUGCUCCAAAGAACAACAAGGAUGUCAGACGCAGGGCGGUGUUUACAGACGAGAAUCCAGUCUAGCAGCAAGUGAAGUGAGCGUGGUCAAAACAAAAACUUUAAACCUCUCAUUCCUUGUUUUUCUCCUAAAUAUUAUGCGUUUACUGAAGCUUUGAUGGUUUUAUAAGUGAAAUUUGAUUGAUUUCCGGACAUCUGCUUCCAAACACUGUCACACAGACAACAGUGGAAAAGUUAUAUGAGCAUGAUUUACUGCAGCUAUUGUUUGUUUUUUUUUCUCUCUAUGCACAUAGUCGUGGGUGUAGCUUGAUUUAAAGUUCAGGGUUCAAGAGAAGAGAGUGAUAAGUUAAUCCUAACUCUAAACCUAAACAGAGUCAAACUCACAAAAACAAUCUCGAUACAGGAGAUUCUGUUUUAAAAACCUGCUCUCAUGAGAAUCCUGACUGUGUUUCUACCUGCCUCUCCUUUCCUCAUGCAAAUAACAGCCUGGAGCAACCCCAGCAUGUAAUUAAGAGGGUGUCAAGCAGGCCUCACUAAAUUCUCACCGAAGAUGCUUAAAAUUUUUGGUUUUGUGUCCAUCUGUGUGUGUCGCAGGUCUGUGUGGGGGCAGCGCUUCAGGAAAGACAACAGUGGCAAGGAAAAUCAUUGAAGCUCUUGAUGUACCAUGGGUUGUUCUGCUCUCGAUGGACUCUUUCUACAAGGUGUGUGUGUGUCUACUUCCACGCAGCAAUGCACAUGUUUGCAUAUGUGAGUUCCCUGCGACUUAAAACGAAUGUUCGCUACAUUUUGACGUGUUUGCACAUGUCCCAUAGAUUUAAAAACCGAUGUCAGGUGAGUCUAAAAAAAAUCACUCUGCCCUUUUAUUAUUACUUUAUUCCUGUCUUGUACGGCUGCCAAACUCUCUGUGGUUUGAAGGAAGGGUAGGGGAGAGUGAGACAGAGUGCAGGAGACAGAGUGAAAGAGAGAAAAUAGGAUUACUCUGGGGUCCUGGAGGGAAAAUGAGGAUAAAAGGAGUGACUGGAGAGAGAAAGGAGACAGAGAGGAUAAAAUAUUAGAAGGCAGAUGAGUCAAAAGAGAAGCACCGUGGUGAGCGAAAUGGGGAGAGAAAAAGAGUGGUGGUGAAGUGCAAUCAAGCAAGAGCCACCAUUCUUGCCCCUCUAUACCUCCACCCACUCUCCGGUUAUGUAAUCCUGUCACAAUCUGACAGCAGCAGUUCAGACUAUGCGGAGUGGGAGAGAUUCACCAGUGGCCACUGGUACUGUAGCCCUCAGCGCUGUAAUACCCGGGGUUGGCAUUCAAAACGCUUCAUCUCGAAUUGACGUCUUUUUUUGUUUUCCUACAUCCUUUCUUCAGCGAGGGGUUCCCUCUUGUUUCCUCACAGCCUCCACAGAUCCUGUAACACCGGUUCAUCAUAUUAAGUGUUAAAUCACUUCACUUGAGAGAGAGGGGGGGGUGUUGCUGCUUUGAAACUGCCAAAUACCAGAUCUGGGGUUUUAAUGCUCAGCCACCCUGAGGCCACACACACACAUAGACACUCUCAGCACCUGGUACAGACGUCACAGUAGGCACAUGAUGUUCUCCUAAAUUUAGGCCCCCCUAACUUCUACUGCUCCUGAACAGAGAUCCGUGUCCAAGUGUUUUUUGCACAGGCUUAUGUAAAUUAAAUGCAAAAUCAUUAUUUCCACUCUUACAUAAAACUAAUUUUUUGCACGGUUGAUGUUUCUUGCGAUCCUCAGGUCCUGUCCCCGGAAGAGCAGACCCUCGCGGCCAGCAACGACUACAACUUCGACCACCCCGAUGCCUUUGACUUCGAUUUGCUCACGCACACCCUGCGCAAACUCAAACAGGGCAAAAGCGUGAAGAUCCCGGUGUAUGAUUUCACGACCCACGGCAGACAGAAGGAGUGGGUAAGGCUGAGCAAAUCCAUUGUGCAUCAGUACUUGUGCACUCAGUGAGAUAGUGUCUUUCGUCAGCCUAUCAGAGUUCCCACAUAUAAUCUGAGUUUUUCGAUUGCCUAAGAGGGUUUUAAUCCCCCUCUCUUGAGGCUCGGAGUCACAUUGCACUCCAGAUGGUCUCUAACGAAGUAUAAAUGUGCUUUCAUUCUGCUUGUAUUUAUACUCAAAUAUCCAUUAGUAACAGUUAUACCACAAUCUGGGGGAAUACUUGAUUCUGAUUGGCUGUAGAGGGACAUAUUCCCGAGGAUGGACACCCCCUUGAUAGAUCUCUGAAACUUACUCAUUUAAAUUAAUGCAUUCGCAACAGAGAUUCAUCCCAUUUUUUUAAAUGAGUAACCAUAGCAACAGGGAUACAGUCAAAGCCUAUGUCUCCAAUUUAACGCAGCUUGUUAAAACUAAGAGAAAUCAAUAACGGCUUAACAUAUAAGCGACAUACGACAAUUGAAAUGAGAGAAAAAUGAGAAUUUUACACGACUCAUAAACUAUGCAGUCUUGCUGUUAAGACUUUUAAAAAGUCCUGCAUUACCAAGUAAUAUCAGAGAUCUACUCCAGUGAAUAAAUCCUAAGGCGUUACCAGGGAAACUGUGUUGCAGCUUGAUGAAAACUUGAGAUUUUGACUGCAAAACUGAUGUAACCACAAAAUUAUGCUAAUUUAUUUUCUUCACUAAAUGACCAUAGUGUCUCAUCGUUCUCCUGAAAUCAGAAAAUGAAGUUUAAUUUCUAAAACUGAACAUUUAAUCAGGCGGUAUGUCUCUCUGAUUUACAGUUCAAGAACUUUACUCAGUGGGAAGUUUUGAUUUAUUGUUAAUUAUACUCCCACAAUAAGGAGUCAUAAACAUGUCUAUGCACUCUAUCUCUUCCACACUGUACUGCAACACUGAAAUGAUGUAUGUCCACCACAGAAAACCGUGUACGGAGCCAGUGUUAUCAUCUUCGAGGGGAUCAUGGCCUUCACAGAUAAAAAGCUUUUGCAGGUAAGCCAAGGUUACUGGCUUUCUAUUUGAUCAGCUGGUCGGUGGAAGACGGCUGUGUCAGGUUCAUUCUUAUCUGUACAUUCGAUCAAACAACAAGUUUGUUUUUCCCAGUUUUAUCCCCUGAGAUGACCGAGAAAUGCUGAAUUUACAUGAGUUUGAAUUAAAAUAUCCUCCAGAGAACAAUUACAAGCUUAUUUUUUUAAAUGUAGAUUGUUAGAAUUUAAGGAAUUUAUCUUUAAAUAGGAUACUUUCUUUAUUCUGUCACAUUGUUGACAGCUCGUUUAAUGCUCAGCCAAAAAAAAACAACAUUCUCAGCGAUUAUGUGUUGAAAAAACAUCUUUAACUCAAGCGUUUAUGAACAUAUUUUACUCAUAAAUAUGAAUUUUCAGUUAUAAUAUGAUAGUUUAUUUCAAAGACAGGGUUCAUUCCUCUGUAUAUUCUUUGUAAAACUCACUUUUAGACCUAUUCGUUUUCAGGAUUUCUCACCAGACAGGGUCAAAUUUGUAAGCAGAGUUUUGACGUAACUUGUUUGCUAAACCGUGAAUCCACAUUUUGAUCCAGGGCGCAUGUGAAGAAAACAAAAAUAGAACCAGAAGGGUAUAAUUAGCCGGUCUUUGUGGGAAUGCGCGCUAUGAGGUUUCAUUUUCAGCUCAAGGUUUUCUCCCUGUUUCAUUUUCUCUCCUGUCAGUUACUCGACAUGAAGAUAUUCGUGGACACCGACUCUGACAUCCGGCUGGUGCGGCGCUUGAGGAGAGACAUUUCAGACAGAGGCCGAGACAUCGAGGGCGUCAUCAAACAGUACAACAAGUUCGUGAAGCCAGCAUUCGAGCAGUACAUCGAGCCGACCAUGCGUCUGGCUGAUAUUGUCGUGCCACGUGGUGCGUGUACAUUCCUUUCCCACAUGUGUAUACCAAUUACAUAACAAGUAAGAUACUAGUGUCGUAAAAAGGACUCAGAGUGGAGAGCUUCUGGGAUUGACUGCUCUGAAACUGAACUAACACUCAAUGUUUUAGAUAUCCCACGAUUUGCACACUUUAUUCAUGUUUUUGUUUUUGUUCCUACAGGUGGUGGAAACAUGGUGGCCAUAGAUUUGAUAGUGCAGCACGUCCACAGCCAACUAGAAGAGGUAACCGACAAGUCAAUCUUGAUUCACAAUUGACUGUUGUGGCCUUCAUUCCACUUAGUAAAGGUCUAACUGUUCAAACUGAAGCGCAUGAAGUAAAAAUCGAGAUGAUCUGCAUGUAGAAUGGUCGGUAAUUACAAGCUCCAUCACUCCCUCUAGUGGCCUUAAAGUGCACUAAAUCAGUUUGAGGGAAGGUGUGUGGUUGUUUUGUGCUUCCUUGAUUAGCUGGAAAUGAAAAGGUUGAGAAAGUAAUGAGAUCAAAAUGAAAAUUUAGACCAGAAUAAACAAUUUUCUGUCAUUUUUGUAUUUUGUCGGUUGAUGCGAAGCAGCAGAAACUACUAACUCGUCACUCUUGAAGAAGAUCUUGAUUUUUUUUUAGUGAAGGACAUGUUUUAUCCUAAGUACAGUUGUAAUCUGAAAACACUUGAUCUUCUUCAGAGGGUCUAGAUAUGAGGAUAAAAGGUGUUGUAUCUCAGGAUGAAGAUAUGAAAAGAGAAAGGAAAAACCGAAAUCUUAUUAUUCCAACCCAAUCCAAUCCAAGUUUAUUUCUGAAGCACAUUUUAAAAAGUGCUGUACAGUAAAGGUUAAAAACAAUAGAAAGAGACAAUUAACACGAACUAUUAAACAAAGGCACAGGAACACGUUAAAAACAGGGGGACGUAGAUGGUUCAGUAAAAACAUGAUUAAAAGGCCAAGUUCUCAGGAGUUAAAAGUGGGUUUUCAAAUUUGAUUUAAAAACAGGCAUUGAGGGGGACAGUCUGACAUAAGGAGGAGGGCAUUCCAGAGUUUAGGCACAGCAAUGGAAAAUGGUAUAUAUUUUCAAACAGGUCAAACAUGAAGGAUAAAUCCAAGCUUUAGACAUUUGCAGCUCAACGAUUUGAUAUUGAUAUUAACUCAUGUGAAACUGAUUUCAAGAUGGUAUAAAUGUGAUAUAUAGGUUUGCAUUUAUAAUAGAGGAGUUAUCCAAUCCUAAUACACACUUCUUUGCCAGUAAUUGCAUGAUCCUAAUUAAAAGCUGUAGCUUAUUCUGCGCCUCUUCAGAAUAAGCCUUUCAUACUGAACCAGUGUGCCGCUCUGACCUUUGGACGUAUAUUGUGCAACACGCACUUAGUGACACUAAAGGCGCAUUUUAGCUGGUGGGGACCACUUUGUGCCACAGUGCAGUUUGCUUUGUUUCCUCCCCACUACACACACACAAACACAAACAUUAACCCACACACACUGCUGAUGGACUGCUCUCUCACUCUCUCUCCCCCCCACCUCCCCUCCACCCCAAAUCCCUCCGUGGCUCACAGCGCGAGCUCAGCGUCAGGUAGAGUGGCCUUUAUCCUUUCUGUCAUUCUCUCCUUGCCAUCUGUUCGGUUUCCCCCCCACCCCCCAACUGCUCCAGCUUCUCACUGGGAGAGAGAGAGGAAAAAAAAAGAGGCCAGCAAAACCAACCUCUACCUUUCCACUGAUCUGCUGGCUGCCAUGGCACAUCACCAGGCGGCACUGUUGUAUCUGUAGAGCAAAUAUGCCUAAUUAGUGAUCUGUCCUAAGAGAAUGAGUCUGUGCCAAAGUGCUGUAAAGACCCCCACACCAGUACAAAACCAAGUCUGAGACUUCAUACAAGCUGCAGACGACAUUUAAAAGUGAAACCAAGAUCAAAAGUUUGGGUUCGGUGCGGUGCAGCCAGCAAUUAACAUAAAGAAGUUGGUUUUCCUUCUCUCUACUUUUUAGAGAAAUGACAACUCACACUCUUCCUGCCUUAUGUGUCUAAAAAUACACCAAUGAAUCAAGUCACUGACCCCUCCUUUCAGCAGCAUCAAGAAAAAAGAGAGAGUGAGUGUAACAGAAAGCGAGAAAGAGAGAGAGAGAGGGAGGAAGCUCUUGCUACAGCUAUUGUCGACUAUUAUACACCUCAGCCACAGAGAAAGUUUCCAAUACCCUACUACAAAGUGCUGACUUUUUCCAUUGAAUGUCGGCCACAGCGUGUGUGUGUGUGUGCGCGACAGAGAGAGAGAGAGAGAGGAAGUGAGCUCGGUGUCUGUCUUUAGACACAGGAUGUGCUGGGGCCUGUGAGCUGAAAUACCAACCUGUACCGUACGACACGGUGAAAGAGUGACAGCCGCACGAAAGCUGGUGCACCUCCCACGCAAACACGCAAUAGAUGCACGUGUACACACAACUAAAUCUCGUCUAAAUUGCAAGUGCAAGCAUAGACUGUUACCUGAAAUGUUGUUCUCUGAAUUCAAACAUUUAGAGACGAGAAAAUGUUAAUUCACUCCAAGGUAGCAGCUUUCAACAGUAUCUUGUCUCAGCUGUCACACUUUCCACUGUGUUUGAUAUUCCCUUCAUCCACCUGAUUUUUUUUGUCUCUUCUCAUUUUUCCUCUUCUUAUCAGUUGUGUUUUUUUUUUGUCUUUUCUGUGUCCCCUCUGUCGUGAUUGUUGUGUUUUGUCCAAAAAUAAAAAAUAAUCACUCCGUAGAGGAAACUUCGCUGGGAUAUGUGAGCAGAUUUGCUAUGAUUUCUCUUUUCUCUGCAUCUUGCUGAUUGAUAUCUCAGUGAUGGUGUUGAUAUACUAGCAGUAGUGUCAGUGUGACUGCCUCACUGGGUAUUUGCAGCGGUGUGUGUGUUUCUUUUAGAGCCAUACGUAGAGUGAGGCUUACCAGAGAUCUAAACCUCAUGUGUGGAAACCCGCAGAAUAGUUACAAUAGAGGAGACCUGUCAUGGAAAAUAACCACUGAACGUUUAUUUAAAGGAGUCAAAGUGAAAUUCAAAGUAACUUUUGUUCACUGUUAUCUGAUUGAAUUUUUAUCCUCUCUGAAAAAAAACUACGACAAAGUUCUUUUCCAUCAUCAUGGUACGAAAGAGGAUUAGGGCCACAUGAAGAGAACAAAAAUUAUUGCAGGAAGGAGAUUAAAGUCAAAAUUUCAAGAUUACGAAAUGUCGAAAUGUGACUAAUGUCAAAUUUCAAGAUUAAAAAUUAAAAUUUCAAGAUUAAAGUUGAAUUUUCAAGAUUAAAAAAUGUCAAAAUGUCAUGAAUAAUGUCAAAAUUUUGUGAUUAAAAAUAUGUAAUUUUGAGAUUAAAAUCUAAAUUUCGAAUCGAAAUGUGAAUUAUGUCUAAAAUUCAAGGAUAGAAAUUGAAAUUUCAAGAUUAGAAAAGGGAAUUUCAAGAUUAAAAUCGAAUUUUCGAGAUUACAAAAUGUCGAAAUGUGACUAAUGUCAAAAUUUCAAGAUUAAAAAUUGAAAUUUCGAGAUUAAAGUCGAAUUUUCGAGAUUAAAAAAUGUCAAAAUGUUGUGAAUAAUGUUGAAAUUCUGUGAUUAAAAAAAUAUGUAAUUUUGAGAUUAAAAUCUAAAUCUAGAAUCGAAAUGUGAAUUAUAUCAAGAAUUCAAGGUUAAAAAUCUAAAUUUCAAGAUUAAAGUCGAAUUUUUGAGAUUACAAAAUGUGAAUAAUGUCGAAAUUAAAAUUUUGACUUUUAUCUGGAAAUUUUAACUUUAAUCUCAAAAUGGAAAUUAAAAAAAUCUCCUCCUGUAAUUGUUUCAUUUCUUCUUGUGGCCCUAGUCCUCUUUCAUAUCUCGGUCUCUGUGUUGUUGUGAUUUUCUGCUGAAAUACUCAAAACUGGCACUUUACUCUUGAAAAAUCAGUGUGUCUGCCUUUUCUUCUUAAACACUGCUCUUUAUUAACUUUAACUCAAUAAUCCCUCAUGUGUUCUGCUUGUACUCACACGUCUGUCUGUGUGUGUGUGCGUGUGUGUGUUUGUUUCCUGAACAUGCACACAUUUUACACACCUGCGUGCCAGGAAGCGCUAAUCACACUUAUUUAUGUUUUAUCCAUGUGUCUGUCCAUCUUCCAACCGUGCAAUUCGCUAUCUGUUGCCAUGGUUACAGGGCAGCCCUGGCCUCCGCACACCAGGCCCAGCCCCUCCCUCAGACCCUCAGCGUUCUGGAGAGCACGCCCCAAGUCAGGGGCAUGCACACCAUCAUCAGGUACGAGUUCACACACCUGAUUUGUUACCUGAGCGUCCGCGUCUGUUCUCAUGACAAAUAAUCCCUAACUUUUGUUCUCUCUCGUCGCCAUAUUUAGAAACAAGGAAACCAGCCGUGAUGAGUUCAUCUUCUACUCCAAGAGGUUGAUGCGUCUGUUGAUUGAGCGGGCGCUCUCCUUCCUCCCCUCGCAGGUGCCAAACACACUGUUAAUUAAUUCAUUGCACUGCGUGGAGGCUCUGUAAUCCUCCAUAAGAAGUAGAACAUCGACUCUAAACUGUCAGAUACCUGAGCGUAGAGGUAGACGUGUAGGAGAGGGGAAGUGUUAGACAGAUUGGCUUCAGAACAAGACCAUGCAACAGAGCGAAAGACAGCACAGUGAGAUGAAGAUGCAUGGAAAAAAGAGUGAGAGUUUAUUUUUGUAAAAAAAAAAAAAAAAAAGAAAGACACAGAUACAAGUGUUCGCAUUGGCCUGCAGCUAGAGGAUGGAAACUUACCAAGUUACCACAAUGGAAAGUUUCCAUCUUCAACCAGAGACAAAGGUUAGAAAUUCACAUAAAACACGACGCUGACACUGUCAAAUUCACAGAAGCCAAUCAAACUAUCACCUGUGAUCACCAUUGUUCUCACUCUGUUAUGAUGUUUAAUAUUAUCUCAGGUCCAUGUAGUCCAGACACCCCAGGGAGAGGAUUAUGAAGGCAGGACUUUCCACGGAAAGAGGGUGAGUGAACUCCAUUUGCUUCCUGCCGUCUAUCCUUGAGUCUUCUUUUUUUUUUUUUCUACCUUCAGGUCCAUUCAGUAGAGUUCACUUGAUCUAGUGCAAUUAACCUCUGUUAUAUUUUUUCCGCUUUUUUGUUUUCCCCUCAGAUCACAGGGGUUUCCAUCUUACGAGCCGGGGAGACGAUGGAGCCGGCCCUGAGAGCUGUGUGCAAAGAUGUCCGCAUUGGCAAGAUCCUCAUCCAGACCAACCAGGACACAGGAGAACCAGAGGUGUGCAUUCAUAUUUCAGCUCGUAGAUUCCUAGUAAUGUUCUCUUAAGUCCUGCAUGUGGCCUCUUUCCAGAGAAAUGUGUGUUUAUUUGUCGAUUAGCACUUUUCAAACAUGAUCCUGAUAUGUGUUACUGUAGUUUGUCACUUUUAAUCUUACUUUUGGAGUUAAUACGUCAUCUUGUCACUUUGGGGGAUUUCUGCUCCACGUCACCUGUAAUCUAUAUACAGGAUGGUACUGGUCAUGUAUUUACCCACAUCCUGUCUCUAAACAUUUCCAGCUCCAUUACCUGCGUCUCCCUAAAGACAUCAGUGAAGAUCAUGUGAUUCUCAUGGACUGCACCGUGUCAACAGGAGCGGCCGCCAUGAUGGCUGUUCGAGUCCUACUAGUGAGUGAUCCAGAAUUUCCUCAAGUCUAAACUACCUUUGAAGAAUCUCACUUGUCAUAUAGUUUAAUGUAUCGUCUUUUUCAGGACCAUGAUGUUCAGGAGGACAAGAUCCUGCUGGUGUCUCUGCUGAUGGCAGAAAUGGGAGUCCAUUCUGUGGCGUACGCAUUCCCCCAGGUCAAAAUCAUCACCACCGCUGUGGACAAGAAGGUCAAUGACCUCUUUCACAUCAUACCUGGCAUUGGUGAGUACUAGUAGUGAAAGAAGAAAACAUUAUGACUUGACAUGUCAUCUUGGGCUCUAUUUUCGUGCCUCGCCAGCGGCGUGGCGUAGGCACAGUGUAAGUCAGGUCAGCCGCACCGACAAGGCUUUCUCAAGCACAUUUUGGUAUCUGCUGACUCAGAAUAUUGGCUGUUGUUGAUUAUUUAUUGCACUAAAAUGUGCCUGCCAUGUGGAAAUGUGGAAACCUGCCAGUGAUGCAUUGGUGACGUAUGCGCACUACGCCGCCAGUCUACCAAAAUACCACUAGACCAGCUACGCUUACAGCGCACUUUCUACGCCACCGACGGGCACGAAAAUGUCACUGCGCCAGCUGCCCAGCUUGGCGAACCUCAGCGCCUCAGUCUACCAAAAUACCAAACUGACUGUGCACCGGGCUCCACCAGAUGAAAAUACCACUGCGUAGGGUCCGCCACCCUCCACUGGCGGGCACGAAAAUAGAGCCCCUUGAUUUGAACUGAGGAUUUUCUUGUAUUUCUCUCCUUUCAGGAAACUUUGGGGAUCGAUACUUUGGAACAGAUGCACCCCCAGACUGGAGCGACGAGGAGAUGGAUGAGCCCAGUUACUGAUGACAUUUUUGGCAUUGCACUUACCUCUUGAAAGACUAAAGACUGUUGCCUUUUGGAGACCAUAAGAACAAACUGUUUUGCUUUUGCAAGGCCAUAACAUGAAUCCAGCAAGGUCCGAAAAAGGCGCAGUGAAGAAUCAACCCAAACAAGACGAAUGCAGUGCUUAUACACCGCCACUCUUGCUGACAUCGAAGCUACACUGUGUACAUUCUGUUGUUGAAAGUUGUGUUGUAAAUUCAUGGAUAUUUUUAUAUGUACAGUUUUAGUUCAGAUAUUUUAUUUGAGAGUUUAAAUCGUGACAAUCUCUGUGUUGAAGUUUUGAAGGUGUUUUUUUUUUUGGAGAAUAUAUCUAGCCUUAAGCCGUGAACUGUGGCUGACACAACUGAAUGUGAAUUUGCACGUGCGCGGAGAAGAGACAUAAACGCCACACUUUAAAGGUGAUUUUCUACCACAUACCUUUCUCACAACUUUUACAAAAAAGUUAAACUGUAACACGAACUUGUGCGGCUCAACUUCCAUCGCCAUGAGCACUUUCUGAAGGACCAUUCAAUCGGAAAAUGUGUAGGUGUAUCUAUCUUUUCUUUUUUUUUUUUAAGCUCUCUGGUUCAACUCUUUUUUCCUUCUCAGUCGACGCUGACCUAACCAGAUAAAAUGGGUGUUAAAAGCCAUUUUUGAUUAUACAGCUUUAAGUAUGCACUUGUGGUAUGCAGCAUGUUCUUUCAUUUACAUAUUUUAGCUAUGGAGAGAUGUGACCAGUCAGCAGGCGAGCCAGACAUCUUUUUUACGGUUUUUACCGCUCUGAAAAGUGGGUCAAUGCGUUUAACCAACACAGAUUAUUUUAGUCUCACACAUACUCGGGGUCUGAUUUUGAGUUUCGAACGCUGAAGAUUAGUGCCUGAUGUUUUAACGUGGAGUCAGUAUUGAGGUCGGUGCCUUUUUUUUUAAAAACAAUGCCUUUAUAUUUACAGAAAUAGGCGGCCUGUUUGCGGUUCUUUGUAAAAAAAAAAAAUGAGGCAUCAGAAGGAGAAAUAAUUAGAAUUUAGAAACUUAAAUAUCAUUUUUUGUCACUUUUAGCUUCAGUAAUUUAUCACAAAGUCUGUAUCAUUUUUAAUUUUUUACCUCGAACAGGUAUUCAUGUUUUCUUUUUCUGCACAGAACCAGAGAUGCAAAACAAAAAGGGAAAAAACAAGUUGCUAAAACUCUGCAACUUUGCUGUUACCACUGUAGCGAACACCUUUAUUUUUCCAUUCAGUCACCUGCUGCUGCUGCUGCUGCUGUACCAUUUGUUCUCACUGCUCAAUACAACUGUACUUGAUUUCAUUGAUUGUAUUUGCAGCCUGCGUGCUGCUCUCAUUUCAUCAUGUGUGCUGCAUGUUUUUUACAUAUAUAUAUAUAUUUAAUAAAAGUGCAAUAGAGCUUUUAAAACACUCUUUAUGUAGUAUUUUAUUCAUGUUGCAUGUGAUUCUGUUCCUUUAUCUCACCCUGGUCACAUAUAGGUCAUGUUGAAACCACUUUUUGGUGAGGGUUACAGAAACGUGCCACCGACUCCUCACCGUGUCGUGAAUAUAUAUAUAUAUAUUUCUACCUCAGUCAAACCUUUCUAAACAGAAAACAACAUUGCACACUUUGAAAAACAAACAGGAAGGAUAUUGUGGUUGUCCUCUUCUCAUGGAAAGCAACCUCGAUAUCUCCCAUCACUUUCCAUAAUUAUCACUCUGACAGCUGUCAAGACGCCAGCCACGCUAAAGUAUGAUUGACACUCAUUUGAUGAGGCUGAUGGACAAUUACAAAGCGUCAGCCUAUUAGGCAGAUAUUGACCCACAGGAGGCGUUUUUUUUCUGUGGGGGAGGAGGUGUGAGAAGGACAGGCAAAAGACGUGCAAGAGCUAAGAAUAUCAGC